Molecule: messenger RNA, 2916 nt
Organism: Plasmodium knowlesi strain H
Lineage: Eukaryota; Apicomplexa; Aconoidasida; Haemosporida; Plasmodiidae
Product: conserved Plasmodium protein, unknown function
Exons: 2
Coding region: 1-2916 (971 amino acids)
Source: RefSeq, a predicted model, not a curated record
AUGGAAGCGGAAGAGGUGAACUUCCAGCCGAUGGAGCUGGGCUCUCCUGAGACAGAGCACAGCCACACUUGUGAUACCCAUAAAAAAAAAAAUAACCGAAAGAGAAAGAUAAAAGUGAGCAAUUCAAACUUUGUUAAUCUACGAGAUUGGACAUGCAAAGUGCAAAAGAGGUAUGAGCAGAAGCUAAGGACCUCAGAACAGUUAACGAAUCUGGAAGGGAAAAGUACUUUCAUCAAUGGAGAACCCGACACGAACUAUCUGUCUUCCUAUUCUUCCUCCUCCUUCAAAUCAAGAUCUAGCUUAGGUAACAAUAUUAAUUUUUCUUCUGAUGAAUCCAAUUACGAUUCUGAUAUAGAACAAAGGAUCUGCAGAUUUUUGAAAUUAGGAAAUAGCGAAACGGGAAGGAAGAGAAAAAAGAAGACAAAGGAAAAUGCACUUGACAAUGCGCUUAACAGUGAAUGCGCAAAUAACGGUGCAGAUGGAAAUGUGGUGGACAAUACGAUUGACGAAGUUGUUGACGAAGUUGUUGACGAAGUGGUUGACGAAGUGGUUGGGGGUGUCGGCAUGUACCCUGGUGAACAUACCGAUGUGAUUACAGAGGAGCCUGCAGAUAGUUUGGUCGAUAUGGGAGGCAUUUCCCGAUCAAUGCACGAAGCGACGCUUAACACGUUAGAGGGAACCAUCGAUAUGGCAGGCGUCACCCUCGAUGAAGACCCGUCUAUCACCCCCAUCAGUAAACACACACAUAAGGAAAAACGGGAGGCAGGCGAUGUGCACGAAGGGGAGAAGGGGCCAGUGCACACGGACAAUCAACAAGUGAGUGACAACACAGUAAAUAUGAAAAAGGAUCAUCCUGAUAGGUACCAAAAAGAAAGUAAUAGUGACGAGAAAAUGUUGAAUGAGCUUAAUGAGUGCGUUUCCUUCAAGGGGGAUGGCACAGGAGAGAAUGGAUCCCAAGGUGAAAACAUUUCUACGUGUAAUAAUGCAAAGGAGGAAGGUGUUGAAGGAUCGUUUAAGGGAGAGCAUGGAAACACCGAGGAGGACGCCAACAUGGAAAUCUUCGUGGAGGAAGAGGAGGAAGAAGAAGAUGAUGAUGAUGACGACGAUGGUGACGACGAUGAUGACGACGCAGAAGAAGAGGAAGAAGAAUUAUAUGAACAAGAGGAUGGUCAAACGGAUGAAGAGGAGGACGACGACGAGGACGAAGAAGAAGAGGGUGAUGAAGAUGAUGGCGAUGAGAAGGAUGUAAAGAAUGAAAAGGAUGAGAAGGAUGAAAAGGAUGAAAAGGAUAAGAAGCAUGAAAAGGAUGAGGAACCCCUAAGCGAAUCGACACGCAAACCCGCAAAGGAAUCCCCCAACGAAAAGGAUUCGCGGGCCAGUCUCGAGUCGAAGAGAGAAAGACAACUCAAGGAAGGGACGAAGCAAAAUCGACAAAAAGGUGACAUCAAGGAGGAACGCUCGCCGAGGAAGAUACAAGAGAAUCAUCAGAACCACAGAAAAGAAAAUCCAUACAGACCUAGAGUUGAUAGGGGAAGAAGAAACAACUAUUCAAAUGAAAGGGAGAACCAAAAUAGAGGAAACGUCGAUAAAAAUGGUUCUGAUAGUUAUCACAGAAGAAAUCCGAAAGAAAAGGAGUUCAACAGAUCGAAGAAAUCCAUCAGCCAUAGUCGAGAAGGACCAGAAAAAAGAGGAGGAGGGCCAAGUUCACGUGAGAGGGAGCAGCAACCCCCUUCACAGAUACACAAAGAUUCUAAUGCUAAUCAGCGGUGGACGAAGCAAUGUGAUGAAAGAAAUAAAAAAGACAAUAGACACCCCAGUGGAAGGAAAAACAUCCAAAAUGGAGAACACCUGCGUGCGGAUAGAGAAAGGGAUAACAGGAACAAGGAGGAAGGAGAAAAACUGGAGAAGAGAAACAGACCAGGAGAAGCGGAACGGGAAGGUGAUUUUGAAAGGGCAAAGAGGAGGAACAUGGAAAGGGACAGAAGUAGAGAAAGGGAUCGUCCAAGGGAGGCUGAGAGGGAUCGUCCAAGAGAGGCAGAGAGGGAUCGUCCAAGGGAGGCUGAGAGGGAUCGUCCAAGGGAGGCUGAGAGGGAUCGUCCAAGGGAGGCUGAGAGGGAUCGUCCAAGGGAGGCAGAGAGGGAUCGACAAAGAGAAGCAGAGAGGGAUCGACAAAGAGAAGCAGAGAGGGAUCGUCCAAGGGAGGCAGAGAGAGAUCGACAAAGAGAAGCAGAGAGAGAUCGACAAAGAGAGGCAGAAAGAGACCGACAAAGAGAAGCAGAGAGAGAUCGACAAAGAGAGGCAGAAAGAGACCGACAAAGAGAGGCAGAAAGAGACCGACAGAGAGAGGCAGAGAGGGAUAGACAAACUUUAAGGGAACGAGACAGGGAACGAGACAGGGAACGAGACAGGGAACGAGACAGGGAUCGAGAAAGAGACCGAAACAGAGAGGCAGAGCGAGAAAGGGAAAGGGAAAGGGAAAGAGACCGAAAUAGGGAUGCGGAAAGGGAAAGAAAUAGAGACGCUGAGCGGGAGCGUGAUCGCAACAGAGAGGCUGAGUGGGACCGGCACAGAGAGAGACAUUUUGAAAACGGCAAGAACGUGCCGAGAAUUCCCAAGGGUGGGAACUCAUCACACGACAUUUUAAAAAAAAAACUUAAUGGAGUGGACCCAAACCUAAGUAGGAAGAGGCCCUACUCAAACGAAAACCAAGGCAAUGGGAAUCACGCGUCGAAGAAAAUCCAUGACGACAGCGACCAACACGUACACACGGAGAGAGAUCGUUACGUGUACAACGAAGCCGACACUCCCUCGAGGAAGUGUUCUGCUCAAAAAAAUAAAACCAACGAUAGCGAUAACUGGGAGAAGAAAAUGUCAAAGUUGAAGGAAAAGUUAAUCAGAAAAAAUUUGAACAAGUGA